Messenger RNA from Lottia gigantea (owl limpet), 2469 nucleotides. RefSeq lists its product as hypothetical. NCBI's taxonomy places the organism in Eukaryota, Metazoa, Mollusca, Gastropoda, Lottiidae. The transcript is spliced from 14 exons. The coding region runs from base 1 to 2469 and encodes 822 amino acids. The record is from RefSeq and is a predicted model, not a curated record.
AUGGAAUGUAAAAAAGGCUUUGAGAUGGUACAGGGUAUAGAAUGUAUUGAAGGAGAAUGGAUAUAUCAAACACCAAUUUGUACAGCGAAAGAUUGUGGAGAUAUUCCACAAGGUUUUUUAUCCUCUGGAAACGCAAGUGAUACCACAUUCCCAAAUAUAGCAAAAUACACUUGUGAUGAAGGACAUGAAUAUUUCAGUGGUAAAACUGAGCUCUCGUGUCUGGCAUCAGGACAGUGGGAAACUGAUGUACUAGCCUGUCAACCUAAAGAUUGUGGACUUCCUCCACCUGGAAUUUCAUCAACGGUAACUGUUAAUGGUGGUACAACAUUUCCCAACACUGCCUCCUACAAUUGUGAUGACGGACAUUAUAUUGAUGGUGGAAAAAUUGAAAUAUCAUGUCUGGCAUCAGGGAAAUGGGAAACCGAUGUUCUAGUUUGUGAAGCUAAAGAUUGUGGAGCUGUUCCACCAGGUAAUUUUUCUACAGGAACUGCAGCAAGUGGUACAACAUACCCAAACAAAGCAGACUAUACUUGUAAUGAAGGACAUGAAGAAGCAAGUGGUGAUUUCAGUAUUAAAUGUCUAGCAUCAGGCCAGUGGGAUGUUGCUAAUAUUUUAGUUUGUCAAGCUAAAGAUUGUGGAGCUGUUCCACCAGGUAAUUUUUCUACAGGAACUGCAGCAAGUGGUACAACAUACCCAAACAAAGCAGAGUAUACUUGUAAUGAAGGACAUGAAGAAGCAAGUGGUGAUAUCAGUAUUAAAUGUCUAGCAUCAGGCCAGUGGGAUGUUGCUAAUAUACUAGUUUGUCAAGCGAAAGAUUGUGGAGAUCUUCCGCCAGGUACUUUAUCCACGGGGAAAGGUAAUGGUAGAAGCACAUUUCCCAACACUGCCAACUACACUUGUGAUGAGGGUCAUGAACGUGUAAGUGGUAAAACUGAGAUCUCGUGUCUGGCAUCAGGACAAUGGGAAACUGGAGUACUAGUCUGUAAAGCUAAAGAUUGUGGACCUCAUCCACAAGGUAUUUUAUCAAUGGUAACUGAUCUUGAAGUUGGUACCACAUAUCCCAACAUUGCCUCCUACACUUGUAAAGAGGGACAUGAACGAGCAAGUGGUCAAACUUCUAUCCGGUGUCUGGAAUCAGGACAGUGGGAAAGUGAUGUACUAGUUUGUGAACCGAAAGAUUGUGGAGAUCUUCCGCAAGGUACUUUUUCAUCAGGGAUUGCUAAUGGUGGUAGCACGUUUUCUUACACUGCCACCUACACUUGUUAUGAGGGCCACCCACCAUUAAGUGGUAAGGCUGAGAUCUCGUGUCUGGCAUCAGGAUUGUGGGAAACCGAUAUACUAAGAUGUCAUACUAAAGAUUGUGGAGCUGUUCCACCAGGUAAUUUUUCUACAGGAACUGCAGCAAGUGGUACAACAUACCCAAACAAAGCAGACUAUACUUGUAAUGAAGGACAUGAAGAAGCAAGUGGUGAUAUCAGUAUUAAAUGUCUAGCAUCAGGCCAGUGGGAUGUUGCUAAUAUACUAGUUUGUCAAGCUAAAGAUUGUGGAGCUGUUCCACCAGGUAAUUUUUCUACAGGAACUGCAGCAAGUGGUACAACAUACCCAAACAAAGCAGAGUAUACUUGUAAUGAAGGACAUGAAGAAGCAAGUGGUGAUAUCAGUAUUAAAUGUCUAGCAUCAGGCCAGUGGGAUGUUGCUAAUAUACUAGUUUGUCAAGCUAAAGAUUGUGGAGCUGUUCCACCAGGUAAUUUUUCUACAGGAACUGCAGCAAGUGGUACAACAUACCCAAACAAAGCAGACUAUACUUGUAAUGAAGGACAUGAAGAAGCAAGUGGUGAUAUCAGUAUUAAAUGUCUAGCAUCAGGCCAGUGGGAUGUUGCUAAUAUACUAGUUUGUCAAGCGAAAGAUUGUGGAGAUCUUCCGCCAGGUACUUUAUCCACGGGGAAAGGUAAUGGUAGAAGCACAUUUCCCAACACUGCCAACUACACUUGUGAUGAGGGUCAUGAACGUGUAAGUGGUAAAACUGAGAUCUCGUGUCUGGCAUCAGGACAAUGGGAAACUGGAGUACUAGUCUGUAAAGCUAAAGAUUGUGGACCUCAUCCACAAGAAUGUAAAUAUUAUAUUAUUAACGACGCAUAUCUAGCAUUUGAUGAUGAUUUAUAUAUGGACGAAGAUGGCUCAACCCAAGCUCAAUGUGAUAAAGAUUGUCAAGAAGAUGCGAAAUGUACAGUUGGCGUUCUAGAGGAAGAUGUCUGUUAUCUAUUUAGAAAACCGGUCAUUUUCUAUUCUUAUGAUUUAGAUUUUAACCAAUGUAUAGCGACAUGUAUUCAGAUGGAUGAAUGUUUAUUGUUGGAUCACUUAGCUAGUGAUAUAUGUUAUAUCUAUAACGACACCCCGAAAAACGAUCAGAGUGGUCUUGAAAUUAUAGAUGAAUCAAAUGGAGAUAAAAUUGUAGAAAAAAUCUGUUAA